UUUGCUCGCGGGUGUUGUAUUGGGGAAAUAUGAUUUUUGACGGUGGGAAUUCAAGAUUUUUGGGAAUUACUGAAACGGGCCGGGUUGCUAUUGACCCACGCAUUUACCUGAAUUUUUCGAGUGAAAUCCGUUCCCGCCUAUUCCACGUCGCCCAUUUUGAAAUGUUGUGAAAUUUGCUCUGAGCCAAUGCUGUACAACCAGCAUUUUUCGUUAAACUAAUGUUUAGUUUGACCUCCUUUUAAAUCAAUUCCCCCCGUAGCGUAUGCAAAUUGCACGACACUCCCUUCGCCGGAAAAUUCAAAAACUACAUGGACGAUGUAGAUCGCCUGCUCCAGUACUUCAAAUGCGGCCUCUCUCCUCCUCAAUCUGCAAUCAGAGAAAGGAAAAAAGAAAAACGAAAAUUGAAUCAAGAAUCUUCACCACAACAAGAAAAGUCUUCAUUUUCUGAAACUCCGACGACCAAAAAUUGUAAAAUCCUGGGCAAUGACAAACAGUUCUCUCCGAUGGUGUUUUAUGGUUCACCUCACGGCGUGCCUCCAAAUCGGCCUGCUCGAUUGUUGCGAUUGUUGCACGAAAUACGUGUUGAUCUCUCGGAACAAACUAAAUUGAGAGAGGAAUUUUGGGCUACCUUUCCAAGGCAGGAUGAAGCGAUGAAGUACGCUAAAGAGCGUUCAAAUGCACGUGUUUUUAGUUAUCAGGAUCAUAUGAAUGGCCAGAGAAGGUUUCUUGUUUCAACGUACAAGGAAUUUUGGAGAAGGUAUAAAGAUAUGAAUUCUAAAUUUCGUCACCAUUAUGAAGUUAUUCAGGAGGUAAUAAUCUUUGCAUUUUCUACUUAAAGUGUUAAAAUCUUGUUCAACAUAGUGAAAAACUGCGGCAUUGGCUAAAAUAUGUGUAUUU
Olea europaea var. sylvestris is the source of this 897-nucleotide messenger RNA. RefSeq lists its product as uncharacterized. NCBI's taxonomy places the organism in Eukaryota, Viridiplantae, Streptophyta, Magnoliopsida, Lamiales, Oleaceae. Gene Ontology annotation, cellular component: mitochondrial matrix; nucleus. The transcript is spliced from 4 exons. Gene Ontology annotation, biological process: mitochondrial DNA replication; error-prone translesion synthesis; response to UV. The coding region runs from base 309 to 836 and encodes 175 amino acids. Gene Ontology annotation, molecular function: chromatin binding; DNA-directed DNA polymerase activity. The record is from RefSeq and is a predicted model, not a curated record.